CCGCCCCCGGUGCGGCCGCCUCAGGGCUCCGCCGGGCCCUGCUCCGCCGCCAUGCCGGGCGGUGCUCGGGGUCUGUACCGGCGGAUCCUGCUGCUGCACCGGGCGCUGCCCGCCGCCCUGCGGGCGCUGGGGGACCGCUACGUGAAGGAGGAGUUCAGGAAGCACAAGGCCGCCGGGCCCGCCGAGGCCCAGCGCUUCCUGCGGGAAUGGGAGAACUACGCAGCACUGAUACAGCAACAAAUUAAUGAGGACAAACAAAACUUGAAAGAAAAGACUGUAUAUGGAAUCCAGCUCACAGAAGAAAAACUUAAUGACUUCCGUGAUGAACAGAUUGGGCAGCUGAAGGAACUGAUGGAUGAGGCUACCAAACCUAAUAAAAAAAUCACCAUUUCUAAAGACUCGGAACACAAAACCUAAAAGGGUUUAAAAAUUGUUUUAAUGCAUAUGGAAGCAUUUCGAAACUUCCUUUUCCAGUUGGACUUAAAUGUGGUUUCUGUGGAAUAAUGGGUGCUGCUGAUGCCAUGACUUGUCUGAAAUGGAUGUCUCUGGGUAUUUGACUUUCUAUGCAAGAAUAAAUGUUAAAAUGGAAUAAUCACAACAGUUUUAUGUUAAUUGCAAUAUUUUUUUUCCUAAUGGAAGGUGGAGACCGAAAGAAUUCAGUGAAAGUAAAUAGACAUUUUUAAAAUAGAAAGUUUUUUUUUUUUAUCUUAGGACCCAUAGGGCAAAACAUCUUUCUGUUUGUAUAUCAUCCUCUGCCUUAAUGGAAAAGAUGCAAUUAACGUUUGUUUUCUGAUGUGGAUUCAGUAGAGAAUGAACAAAAGUAUGGUACUAGAGUGGGCUUAUUUCAAUGGAAAGAAAUGAGCAGUAUUAGAAAUGCAUAUUGCCAUUGAAAUUGAAAGUUGGUUUUCUUCUUGAGCUUUACUGUGAAAUGUGCUUUACAAUAAAAGUUGUAAUUAAUUAUUAAAUUUACCUUGAAGGAACCACUGGCUUGUAAGGAAAAUUCUGCACUUUCUUCAAAGCUAGACUCAGAUUAUUAGUAGCAUCUAAAAUUUAAAAAAAAAAUUCAUGAGUUUGUUGUGCUGUAGGUAGAAUUCAAAGGCUCUUUAAAAGCUCAGUAUCUCAUAUUAUUCAAUAUUUUAUAGAGACCAGAAUUUAUACAGUCCUCAAUCACCGAAAUUAUCAUGUUGAUAAUACUGUAUAACAAACAAAAAAAAUUUAUAGGUAGUAGGUUGAGUCUUCAUCAGGACAAUGCGUGCCUAUUGCAAUACUCAUACUAUUGAGACUAAAAAAAGUCCUGGGUUUUUUUUCUGCUAAGAAAAACCACCCCCUUUCUGUGCGAAAGACAGCUUUCAUUUCAUAUUCCAAACCCAGUCUUAUAUUAUUAGUUGUGUUCUAUUUCUGGACCUUUCCCUGUCUGUUACCCACAGUGUGUUCACGACAACAUAAUUUCUUUCCUCUUGGGGGAUAACAGCUCUGACAAGUAAGCACUUUUCCGUCUGUCUCAAGUUGUAACAACACGCUGUUUGCCAAAGUUACGCUCCUGGAUCCUCACUGGGGGCAAUUCGGGGAGCAGCCUGCUUCUCUCUGCCUUAGCUCUCCUCACAAAUCUUUGCUAGGAUUUUAGGUUGCAGGUUGUUCUUUUCUAUUAUAAAUGUCGAUUGCCAGACUCUAGUGCGACUUAAGAGUUGCUUUGCCACAUCUUCCUCUGGUGCAAGCUCCGCUGCUUGCGCAGUACGAACAUCCUUUAACCUAAUUCAGACAGGGAGAGAAGGGUGGAGAUGACAUCCAGGCUGCAGGGCUGAGGUUCACGAGUCCUGGUUCGUGGUGCCCCAAGGGCACGGUUGGAGAGAACAGCGGCUCCGUUCUGGCCCGCUGCGUACCUAGCUCUUGCCCCAGCAUCAAAGUGGGAAGCAGAUUGGGUGUGCGUGCAGGCAGCUUGAAAAUUGUCUCUGAUAUUGCCGUUCGCACAUACCUAAAGCUUUUUUUCUUUUUGAACUUCAAAGGCUGUAAAAAUGUAAUCCAGCUCCUAAGUUUUAGGGCAUAAGGAUGUAUUCUUCUUGCAUUUCCAUCAGAUGUACAGUAACCACUAUUUUUUGUGACUAGAUCUACUCAGUUUUAAUAUCAAACCCAGUGUUUGACAACAGAGUUUGUUUCCACUCCUUGACUGGUAGGACACGUGUGCCGACUUUCCAGUCAACAUCCAAGUUUCUUCCAAUUUAUUUCGAAUACUGCGAUUUAGAGCACAGUUAUUUUUAUCAGCACGUUUAAUGAAACUUGUUAGUUCAGUGAAACUAGUUGGAAUACUUGCUUUCCAUCUGUCUACUCAUGUAUGUUCCUAGAUAAUGCACAUUUCUAGGGGCUAAAUUAAUUUAUAAUUACUAUUUGGUAUGAAAAAUUUAAAGUUAUAAUGAGACCCGAAGUGGGUUGGAGGUGAGGGUAAACAUCUUUACAUCCACAGCCCCUUUUCUGGUAAAUCCAACUACUUCUUUUUUUUUUAUUAUUCCCAGUGGUAGCUUGUAUUUUGUACAAUGUUUGUAUUCUUGUUUAAAACAACUCUUUCAACAGCAAAAAAAUCCACAGUGGGAAUGAAACAUCUUUAAAGGUAGCUGUCUGUAAGACAGGCGGUGCUAAUGGCAAGGCAUGCUCUCAUCCGAGCAGCGCUUACGUGGGUGGCCGGCACGGGUGGCCCCACGGAAGCCUUGCAGCACCAACACUACCACGCGUCAGUGAAAUUCUUUGAUUUACAAGUGUGAAUAAUGACAGUUAAGCUGAGGAUGACAAUGGGCAUCUCAUCCUGACCACAAAAAGGCUGAGUGACAAAGAUGCUGUUUUAAAUUUUCUUUUUUCUUUUUUUUUUUUUUUUUAGGGUAUAGGAUACUUUUUUGGGGAAUUUUACACAAGGUUUGAACAAAAGACAGCAUCCAUCAACAUUACUUCAAAACUGUAAGCAGCUUGCAAUGUCAAUGGCAAAACAGUUGCUUAGAAAAAAGAUAAUAAUCACCUUAUAAUGAAAAAUAGCUGUGAUCACUUUAGAAAUGAGUGCAAAGGUUUAAGCUGUGUUCUGUGCGUGUUGGUAUGGAUUGCUGUUGCACAGCUAAACACUAAAAGCUCCUGCCACCCUUAAAGGACCCGUCUCCCUUCAGCUUGACUGUUAAGAAAGAUCCGUUGUAUUUUGAUGAUAAAUUCAUUUGGCUCUCUAGAACUAAAAGAGUGUGAUAAAAUUCACUGGUUAAUUUGACUAAACCUUAUCUCAACCCACAAGUUUUAUCUUUUUUUUUCCUCGGUUCUCUCCCCCAUCGCAGUGCCGGGGGGUGGGAGCGAACGGCCGUGUGGUUGUUUAAAAGCUGCCUGCCGGGUUAAACCACGACAGGUAGGAACAUUCUCAGCAGUGUCAGUGGCCACAGCUCUGCCCUGGGAACAGACUCGACAGCGCUGAGUCCUUCCAGCUGUUUCAGUGGUUUGUGUCUACCACUUAAGGCACAUGAAGACCACAGAAUUUAAUUUUAUUUGGAUGCAACCAUUACAUAAGUAUAAUACAAAGUGUUCUUUGUUCAUCGAAAUCAAGAGCUAUAAGUCAAUGUAUAAAUUCAAUGUGUGAAUUACCAAGAACUGAAUGGUUUUGCCACUUACAGCAGUGUGUAUUACAAGUAAAUGUCAGGUGUUUCAACAAGCCCAUUUAUGUGAUAUAUGAUCCUACGCAACAGAUACUCGUGUCUGGGGAGUUUGGUGUUUAAUCUGCGUUCUAACAAUUUCAAAGCGAGUACUUGAGACUAUAAACCAACAAUCCCUUAUUUAAUAAAAUGACCUUUACUUACU
This is a messenger RNA of Grus americana (Whooping crane), 3816 nucleotides long. It is a transcript of the gene SDHAF3, whose product is annotated as succinate dehydrogenase complex assembly factor 3. The transcript has 2 exons. Bases 52 to 417 code for a protein of 121 amino acids. The record is from RefSeq and is a predicted model, not a curated record. NCBI's taxonomy places the organism in Eukaryota, Metazoa, Chordata, Aves, Gruiformes, Gruidae. Gene Ontology annotation, cellular component: mitochondrion; mitochondrial intermembrane space. Gene Ontology annotation, biological process: succinate metabolic process; mitochondrial respiratory chain complex II assembly.